This is a messenger RNA of Oikopleura dioica, 1608 nucleotides long. The record is from the annotation of a GenBank genome assembly. NCBI's taxonomy places the organism in Eukaryota, Metazoa, Chordata, Appendicularia, Copelata, Oikopleuridae.
AUGUCAUCACACGGACAAACUCUGGGAGAUCGACUAGCGGCUGCGAGGCACGUAAUCGAUGGCUCAACAGUCAACAAGGCUGUAGUUAAGGCUACGACACAUGAAGUCGGCGGGCCAAAGAAAAAGCAUCUCGACUACCUUGUCCAAUUGACCGGAGCGCCAAAUGUGAACUUACCCGAGCUAGCUAAUCAAAUCGUCGAAAGGACACGCAACUCGAGCUGGGUAGUAGUCUUCAAGGCUUUGGUAACGUGCCAACACUUGAUGAUCUACGGAAACGAACGCUUUCUUCACAGCUGUGCCUCACGUCUCCAACUUUUUUCGCUCCAGGACUUCAACGACAGAUCUAAUGGCCAGGGAUAUGAAAUGAGCGCGUAUGUACGCCGGUACGCAAGAUACCUCAAUGAAAAGUCCGCUUCCUACAGAUCACUUGCAUAUGACUUCACACGAAUGAGAAGGUCAAACGAUGGCCAGUCCUUCAAAACUAUGAAUACUGAAACGCUGCUGAAGACCGUGCCCGUCUUGGAGCAGCAACUCUGCGCACUCAUCGACUUUGAUGCAAACGCCGAAGUUUUAACCAAUGCAGUCAUAAAAGGAGCUUUCGUUCUUCUCUUCAAAGAUCUUGUUCGAUUAUUUGCAUGCUAUCAUGACGGAAUCAUUAAUCUUCUCGACAAAUAUUUUGAAAUGAAGAAGGCGCAGUGUAAAAAAGGCUUGGACAUUUACGACCGCUACUUGGAGCGAAUGGACAAAGUACAGCAGUUCUUCAAAGUAGCGGAAAAGAUUGGUCUUGACCAAGGGGACACGCCUGAUUUCAAGUCUGCACCUGCGAGUUUACGAGAUGCUCUCAAGGAAUACUAUGAAUCUCUUGAUGGCAAAAAGUCGGGAACCGUUUCCCCAACAACGCCCGUCAGUCAAUCGGAGCGCGACAGAGUGAUAGAACAAGAGAAAAAACUAUAUGAGCAGUUCUCAAAAAAUAAGCAAAGUCAGUCACUGAGCUCAUCGCAUCCAGUUUCUUCAAAUAAUACUGUGAAUCUGAUGGGUACGCCGGCCCCUGCACCUCAAGCCGCGGCACUUCCAGCAACAGCAGUUCCGGCGCCUGCUCAGACGACAGCCAAGCCAGCCGAGGCGAAACCAGCAUCGUCGGACCUUCUUGACUUGGACAUGUCCGGUCAGAACACUCUGAAUAAUCUUAUGGCUGUCCACAGUGCCAAGCAGCAACAGAAUCAGAACAUAAUGGCUCAGUUUAACCAGCCCGCUGCCGGAAAUAUGUGGGGCCAGCCGCAGCCCAACCCGUUUAUGACAAGCCCAACCCAGCAGAUCUCUCAACCUAAUCCAUUCCAAUCACCAAAUCCCUUCACAUCUAGCGUUCCAUCAAUCCCCAUGGGCGGGAACCCCUUCGGAGCUCCGGCGUCGAAUCCAUUUGCCAAUCCUGCUCAGACCACGCCGAUAACCUCCCAAUUCAACAAUAUGAGCAUAGGACAACCCCAACUUCAACAGCAGCAAAACCCAUUCGGUGCGACGCAGCAAAACAUGUUCACUCAGCAGCCUCCUCAGUCGAAUCCAUUCGCCCAAGAUCAAAGUCGAAACCAACCGUUCAGUCUACUAGAUUAA